GUUUCCGGGCUGGGCUGGCAAUGAAGAUAAAAAGUGCCUGGAAGGUUCCAGGAGCCACUGGCCUUGCACUUUCCCUGCGCUAGUCCUCGGAUCUAGCGGCACCCUCUCAACAUGAGUGCCCUUGCCAUGUUUCGAGGCCUCCGGCCCAGCCCCCAGCUGCUGUUUCUGGGCCUGUUGUUUCUGCCAGCGGUGGUUGCCAUGACCAGCGCUAGUCCUGAAGAAAGCGAUGGGGAUCUUAGCUGUAUUUGCGUGAAGACCAUCUCCUCUGGAAUUCACCCCAAGCACUUCACCAGCCUGGAGGUGAUCAGGGCUGGACGCCACUGCGCGGUUCCCCAGCUCAUAGCUACGCUGAAGAAUGGGAGGAAAAUUUGCCUGGACCCGCAAGCAUCCCUAUAUAAGAAAGUAGUCAAGAAACUACUGAAGAGUUAGGUACUAGCUGCCUCAAUCUGCAAUAUGUUACAUGGGGUGCUGGAGUUUUGUCUGCUUUUAAUGUAGCUGCAAUCUUUUGGUUAUAUUAUCCUUCAAGACUUAAAUAAAUGCAUUGAACCAAGUUGUCAUAAAGUCAAGCUGUUCCUUUGUAACAGAGCCAAAAAUAGUGCUGACAGAUCACAUGUAAGAAAACAUCUUCAGAACAUUAAGCAAAAAUAUCUUGAAGGAAGGUUUGAUGUAAAACUGAAAUUGCUUGAUAUUAUAGGUUAUAUGCCAGCUAUUGAAUAUAUGUAUUUUUACUCAAUUUACAUUGCCCCAUAAUUACAUUUUAAUGUUAUAUUCUAAAUUAACUUUGUCAAAAACAAUUAAUGGGACUUAAGCAUUACUAAGUUGCUUUCAAAAAUAAGUACCUAAAUCAAACUUUGAUUCAAACUUUCUUAAGACUUAUACUAUUUUAUAAUAAAAAUAACAAAAAUGAAAUUAGAGUGAACAUAUAAUGCUAAUAUGUUGAUACUUUCAAGAAAUUACAUGAAACCAUCUUUCCAUUUGUUGGUACUU
This is a messenger RNA of Acomys russatus (golden spiny mouse), 987 nucleotides long. Its product is annotated as platelet factor 4. Gene Ontology annotation, cellular component: extracellular region. Gene Ontology annotation, biological process: neutrophil chemotaxis; cellular response to lipopolysaccharide; antimicrobial humoral immune response mediated by antimicrobial peptide. NCBI's taxonomy places the organism in Eukaryota, Metazoa, Chordata, Mammalia, Rodentia, Muridae. The record is from RefSeq and is a predicted model, not a curated record. Bases 112 to 429 code for a protein of 105 amino acids. Gene Ontology annotation, molecular function: chemokine activity; CXCR chemokine receptor binding. The transcript has 3 exons.